UGUAGAUUUAUUAGCUACGCAAACUAGAUUCCCGUACAGAUCUUGCAUCACCAUAUUGCGUCACAUGUCAACCAUCGAACUGUCGGAUAUUAUUCUAAGCCGGUAUAUAUACCUCUCGCAGCACUUGCGCUUCUUGUCUUUCCCACACAUUCACGUCUCAAAUAUUGACAGGUAACUCGCUCGACUAUCUAAAUAGAACAAAUCGUUAUCAACCCAUCAACAGUAACUCAACAUGUCUUCUUCUCUCCCUCCUCAUGAUCCCUCUAUUGAGACCCCUCAGAGCAAGCUUUCAGCCACUGGUAAUAUCGAACAGGCCACUCGAAGGGUCAACCGAUUUGCCAAGAGAGAUCCUGCCUUGUACCCUCUCGCCUUCAUCAUGACUGGUAUCUUUGGUGUUGCCGGUUACAUGUUCUGGAAGAAGAGCGUCGAGCCCGAACCAGUUAAGAAGUUAGUGUCAACCGGCAUUGUCAAUCCUUGGGAUUCUUCCGACAAGCUUGACACAUACCCUUCCUCUGUCGCCCAAUUUAAGUACAGAUAUAAGACUCGAGACGGCCAUUACGAGGAUGCCCAUCCCACUCUUAACCAGUCUAUGCAACAUUUGAAGGACAACAAUCCUCACAAGUACCGAACCGCCUAAACGAAAUUAACUGUGGGAUAUGAUAUGGCAUAGUAGGGCAUAGUGAUGAAGGCGAUUGUAUUACUAGGAUAGCAGAGUCAGAAGUACAUCCAAAUGAAACAAAUGUCGAAGUGAUUCGCAUCAUGAUAUGUAUCGCAAUAGCACU
Messenger RNA from Cryptococcus deneoformans JEC21, 782 nucleotides. RefSeq names its product expressed protein. The record is from RefSeq and is a predicted model, not a curated record. NCBI's taxonomy places the organism in Eukaryota, Fungi, Basidiomycota, Tremellomycetes, Tremellales, Cryptococcaceae. The coding region runs from base 233 to 637 and encodes 134 amino acids. The transcript is spliced from 5 exons.